Molecule: messenger RNA, 12795 nt
Organism: Mustela lutreola (European mink)
Lineage: Eukaryota; Metazoa; Chordata; Mammalia; Carnivora; Mustelidae
Gene: BNC2
Product: basonuclin zinc finger protein 2
Exons: 8
Coding region: 107-3451 (1114 amino acids)
Biological process (GO): regulation of DNA-templated transcription
Cellular component (GO): nucleus
Source: RefSeq, a predicted model, not a curated record
GAUUGAAAACUAAACUGCCCCUUCCCAAAGCAGGUGCACCUCUGCCAGUGAAGUCUUCUUGUUGACCAUCUCGUUUCACCAGUGACGGAACCUUGGUGAAGGUGUGAUGGGACAAACAUGUUUACAUUUGUCAGAAGAGGCAGAAGUGGAUGUGAGAGAAAGAGAGACACAGAGAGACAGAGAGCCAAAGAGGGCAAGAGACUUGACUUUAAGAGACUCCUGUAUUGACAACUCCAUGCAGUUCGGAACCAGAACGACUACAGCUGAACCAGGGUUCAUGGGGACAUGGCAAAACGCUGAUACUAACCUCUUAUUCAGAAUGUCCCAACAGGUUCCAGUGGCAUGUGCUGGCAGAGUGCUGGGUGCAGACUUCUGCCCAAACCUGGAGGAGCCAGACCAGAGGCUGGAAGUCCAGGCCAUCCGUUGCACACUGGUAAACUGCACGUGUGAAUGUUUUCAGCCGGGGAAGAUUAACCUGAGGACUUGCGAUCAGUGUAAACAUGGCUGGGUGGCACAUGCCUUGGAUAAGCUCAGCACGCAGCACCUGUACCACCCCACCCAGGUGGAGAUUGUGCAGUCCAACGUGGUGUUCGACAUCAGCAGCCUGAUGCUCUACGGGACGCAGGCGGUGCCCGUGCGGCUAAAGAUCCUGCUGGACCGUCUCUUCAGUGUCCUGAAGCAGGAGGAGGUGCUGCACAUACUGCACGGCCUGGGCUGGACGCUACGGGACUACGUCCGGGGGUACAUCCUUCAGGAUGCUGCCGGCAAGGUACUGGACCGCUGGGCCAUCAUGUCUCGAGAAGAGGAAAUCAUCACCCUUCAGCAGUUUCUGCGGUUCGGAGAAACCAAGUCCAUUGUGGAGCUGAUGGCAAUUCAGGAGAAAGAAGGGCAGGCCGUAGCUGUACCAUCUUCAAAGACAGACUCAGACAUAAGGACUUUCAUUGAGAGCAAUAAUCGCACCCGGAGUCCCAGCCUUCUUGCUCACCUAGAGAACAGCAACCCUUCCAGCAUUCAUCACUUUGAAAACAUCCCCAACAGCCUCGCAUUUCUGCUUCCAUUCCAGUACAUAAACCCAGUCUCGGCCCCACUGCUAGGAUUGCCUCCAAAUGGGUUACUGUUAGAGCAACCGGGACUAAGGCUGCGGGAACCAAGCCUUUCGACCCAGAAUGAAUACAACGAGAGCAGUGAAUCUGAAGUAUCUCCCACACCUUAUAAGAAUGAUCAGACACCCAAUAGAAAUGCCCUGACCAGCAUUACUAAUGUGGAGCCCAAAACCGAGCCAGCCUGCGUAUCUCCCAUUCAGAAUUCUGCCCCAGUCAGUGAUCUGACCAAGACUGAACACCCAAAAAGCUCCUUCCGGAUUCACCGGAUGAGAAGGAUGGGUUCAGCCUCUAGGAAAGGAAGAGUGUUUUGUAACGCAUGUGGGAAGACAUUCUAUGACAAAGGUACUCUCAAAAUUCAUUAUAAUGCUGUUCACCUGAAGAUCAAACACCGAUGCACCAUCGAAGGUUGCAACAUGGUCUUUAGCUCCCUCCGAAGCCGGAAUCGCCACAGCGCAAACCCUAAUCCUCGCCUCCACAUGCCCAUGCUACGAAAUAACCGAGACAAAGAUUUAAUUCGGGCCACAUCAGGAGCUGCCACCCCCGUCAUAGCAAGUACAAAAUCAAAUCUCACACUCACAAGCCCUGGCCGGCCCCCAAUGGGUUUUACCACUCCCCCACUAGACCCAGUCUUACAGAAUCCUCUGCCUAGCCAGCUGGUGUUUUCUGGGCUAAAGACUGUACAGCCAGUUCCUCCAUUUUAUAGAAGUUUACUCACUCCAGGGGAAAUGGUGAGUCCUCCAACCUCCCUCCCGACCAGUCCCAUCAUUCCAGCCACUGGUACCAUCGAGCAGCACCCCCCACCACCUUCUGAGCCCACAGCACCAGUAGUGAUGAUGGCCACUCACGAGCCCAGUGCCGACCUGGCGCCCAAGAAGAAGCCCAGGAAGUCCAGCAUGCCUGUGAAGAUUGAGAAGGAGAUCAUUGAUACUGCUGAUGAGUUUGAUGAUGAAGAUGAUGACCCCAACGAUGGUGGAGCUGUGGUCAACGACGUGAGCCAUGACAAUCAUUGCCACUCCCAAGAGGAGAUGAGUCCAGGCAUGUCUGUGAAGGACUUUUCUAAACACAGCAGGACCCGGUGCAUUUCUAGGACUGAAAUAAGAAGGGCUGACAGCAUGACUUCUGAGGACCAAGAACCUGAGCGGGACUAUGAGAAUGAGUCUGAGUCUUCAGAGCCCAAACUAGGCGAGGAGUCCAUGGAAGGGGAUGAGCACAUUCACAGUGAAGUGAGCGAAAAAGUCCUGAUGAGCAGUGAGAGGCCUGAUGAGAACCACAGUGAGCCCUCUCACCAGGAUGUCAUCAAGGUGAAGGAAGAAUUCACAGAUCCCACUUACGACAUGUUUUACAUGAGCCAGUAUGGACUGUACAACGGUGGGGGAGCCAGCAUGGCAGCCCUGCAUGAAAGUUUUACAUCGUCUCUGAAUUAUGGCAGCCCUCAGAAGUUCUCCCCAGAAGGGGACCUGUGUUCUAGCCCAGACCCCAAAAUCUGUUACGUGUGCAAGAAGAGUUUCAAAAGCUCCUACAGUGUGAAGCUUCACUACAGGAAUGUUCACUUAAAAGAGAUGCAUGUGUGCACGGUGGCUGGCUGCAAUGCUGCCUUCCCCUCUCGCCGAAGCAGAGACAGAAACAGAAAUUUACGGAUGGAAAGAACCAUAGGUCCAGGACAUCGAGACAGCCUGCAUCUCCGUAGACACAGCGCCAACAUAAACCUGCAUCGCAAACUGUUGACCAAAGAACUCGAUGACAUGGGCCUGGACUCAGCGCAGCCCUCCCUUAGCAAGGACCUCCGGGAUGAAUUUUUGAUGAAGAUCUAUGGUGCCCAGCACCCUUUGGGGCUUGAUGUCAGGGAAGACGCCUCCUCUCCCGCAGGGACUGAAGACUCCCACCUGAAUGGGUACGGGAGAGGCAUGGCAGAGGAUUACAUGGUCCUUGACCUGAGCACCACCUCCAGCCUGCAGUCCAGCAGCAGCAUCCAUUCCUCCCGAGAAUCCGACGCGGGCAGCGACGAGGGGAUUCUUCUCGACGACAUCGAUGGGGCGAGUGACAGUGGGGAGUCUGCACACAAGGCUGAGGUCCCUGCCCUCCCCGGCAGUUUAGGGGCCGAAGUUCCAGGAUCUCUGAUGUUCAACAGCUUGUCCGGGAGCAAUGGUGGGAUCAUGUGCAACAUUUGCCACAAAAUGUACAGCAACAAGGGGACUUUGAGAGUGCACUACAAAACUGUGCAUUUGCGAGAAAUGCACAAGUGCAAAGUCCCCGGUUGCAAUAUGAUGUUUUCCUCUGUGCGAAGCCGAAACCGGCACAGUCAGAACCCUAAUCUCCACAAAAACAUUCCCUUCACUUCAGUAGAUUAGGCUCAGAAUGGACACUACAGAUGCCAGCUCUCACCAGAUGGCCUACAUAUUUGAACUGCCAUAGUCAGUGUGUGCUUGUGUACUUGGGUGUGUGUGUAUGUGUGCGUGUGUGCGUGUGUGUGUGUACACAUGUACGCCUCUGUGUCUACAUACACACACACGCAUCUUUUCUUUAGAUAUAAAAAGAUGAACACUAGGUGCUUUUGAAAUUAUUUUCUUUUUCCUUUAUAGUUUUGGGAAAGGGGUGGGAGUGAAAACAGAGUACCCUUAAAACACACAUACACACACACACACAAAGUGUGCAACUAGCCCAAAUUCUGAAAGAAUAAGAAUUCUCGGUCCUCUCCAGAGGGACAGUUUGUUAUACCCAUAACUGUUGCCUGCAAAGAAAUAAAUAAAAGGGGAAAAAAAAGAAAAAAGAAACAAAAAAGGAACUUCUUACAGUUGUCUUUUGUGAACUUUAAGGUUUUGAGCGAAUCUUCAAUUAAAGCAUGGCAGAUUCACCUGUAAAUAUUUAGCCUUGAGAGGCCAAUGAUGUAAAGCAAUUGUAUUGAUGGUUGUUUAACUCUUUUGUUUAAUUUUUACAGUUACAUCCAGCUGUUAGAUAUGCAGGAGAAAAAUAGUUUGCUGGCUAGCUCUAUUCAUUUAUGUUAGCAUUAAUGCACAUUUUUUUUUUUUAAAGAAAAACCAUGGUCUUGUUUUUACUACCUGCUAGAUAUAGUGAUAAAGAGGUGCUGGCAUGCUUUACAGCACAGAUCUGAUUUUUUAAAAUGUCCUGUACUAGUACAUAAAUCCAGUCAUGCACUUUUUUUCAUACACUACAAGGGGAUGUGUAAUAUCCAUGCUUCUUUUUUUAUCCUUAAACUAUUGCCAUACUUCAAGUAAGUGUCUUUUUAAAAAAAUUCACUUGUAUAAAAAUGGUCUGGUCAGUAUAGGGCACAAAUGCCAAACAAAAGUAUUAGUGUUAACACAAAACUGCCAACUUUGCACAAGUUUCCAGAAAAGAAAAUACAAUUAGUCACUCAACAUAACCACAGGCCAAUUUGUCGGCCACCAGAAAACCGCUUUAAAAAAAGAACACUUGGUGAUUCUUUCAAGUGCCGAAUGUUAUUAGAAUCAACAUUGCAUCCUUCUUGCUUAUAUGUUAAGUUACAUAAAAGGAAAACAAAAUUAUGUGGUGUGAAACAGCCAAGGCAUUUGCUCUUCAGAGGCAGGAUAAUAUUUCAGGAUACAAAAGCCCAAAUUACUCACUAUGGAACAAAGCUGAAAAUAGUAAAAGUGUUGAACACUCAUUUCCAAGGACCUAACCCUUCUCCUUUAAAAAGAAAGAAGUAAGUCUGCACUGGGUUGGUCUGUUGUAUGGCUGUCUAAUUUUUUGCAAGUUAGGCAGUCGUCCUAUGAUUCAGGCCCGUUUGAUAGACAAAAUCAAAAGACAUUUCACAGCGGCAGUUACUCAGAAGCUUUGAAAACAUGUGCUGAACUUGAAUUGAGCAACACUCCUUUCUGAAAAGCCAGACGAAGGAAGGGGGGUUUAAAAUAGGAUCUCUCACUGUUGAGUGUUUUGUGUUUCCCCACAUGAUUUGUCAGAGAGAAAUGAAAGCAAGCCUGAAACCCAGCAAUUGAGAGUGAGAAAGAGGGAGAGACAAUUCUCCAAACCUUUUUUGUUUUGUUUUGUUUUGUUUCCGAUGUUUACACAUGUUGCCUGAGCUGGUUAACCACAUGGGCAGCCCUCAGCUACCACAACAUACUGACUAAAUGAUGAUAUUUACUCAAGUUCAGUCUGCAGCCAAAACCAUUAGGACGUGCAUUGCAGACUGUGUUUUGUUGUCUUUUUUUUUUUUUUUUUUAAGUGGAGGGGGGAAAGACAGAUAAACAAGGAAUAUUUUGUCUAACAGUACACAAUAAUUUAAAGAGAAUGUAUUUCUUUUCUGCAUUUAAUGGCCUCAAACAUUUCUCUCAUCGGUCUCAAGGUUAGAAAUACCCCCUUUGUUUGAACUUUGCAUGUUGUUUCCAUUUUUCAUAUGUUUUGUAAUUAUUUUUUCUAUGUUCACAUCAGCAUUCACUUCCGUUAAAUUUGCCAAAGGAAACUGUUAAUAUGUUUCUGUUGUUGUUAUUAUUCCUGUAGGAUUUAUUGUACCUCACAGUAUUUAUUGUUUCCAAAAAUAAGCAUCAUUAGUUGAGGAUUCAGUAUUUUUAUUUGUAAAAAUUUCAGAAACAAUAGAUUCUUCAAGAUAAGCUAGACUUGUCUAGAAGCUUCAUCUUUUCAUCUCCUUCAGAGGAUACUAUGGGGUUCGUUUAAUUCGUUUGUUCUCCAGUGAGGAAAGACCAAAAGUAUUCGCAGUACAAAAAAAACCAUAUCAAACACUAUGUCUGUUAAAUGACAAAUGUUUACGGUAAAAAGCUGAGGAAUUAGUAAUAACCAUUUUUGUUUUCUUGUACCUUUGAAUUUCCCAAAGUCUUAAUUGCUUUAUUUUGGUGUUGUGUUAAAUUGAAUAGACAGAGAUGUUUUCCUUUGUUUUAUACCAUAUAAGACUAUGUACAGUAUGUUUGUGAAAAAUUGAACUAGAAUAAUGAAAGUUUGUUUGCAAACAUUUUCGUCCUCUUAGCAUUCUCUGUGUUGCGCUGUUGCCCCACUACCAAAUGAUUUGAGUCAAAAGGGUGGAAAAAAUAUUUUUUAGUAUCCCAAGAAGAGAUUAGGGAGACACUAGCUUUUGGAUUGUGAAAGACUGAAUUACACCUAGUUUUAUGAAAAUUAACACAUUUUUAUUUCAGUGAUAUUUAAAAGUUAUACUCUUGGCUGAGCUAUUAGAACUCAUCUUGUACAGAAUCAAUGUUUAGUCUGUUUAAUUUAAUGUCAACUAAAAGGUCAAAUAGCCCUCGUGAGUGAAUUACAUAGCUGUCAGCAGGUCACAUCAGCAAAUGAACUGGGCUUAGAACAAAUGUUUGUUGCUUGCCACAACCCGGGCUAAUGUGAAUAGCCAGUUAGAACAGCCCGGAAGUAAUGAGAUUCUCCAAGUAGAAUUCCCCUUGCUCUUGUGAAUGUGUUCGCCUGAGAUUUGUCAGAGAAAUGGCCAUGAGUCCUGGACAACUGGCUCUUGUUUUGAAGUGUCUCCCCUAUUUGCUACUGCUUUUGUGCCUCAAGUGCCCAAAUGUUAUGGUGGCCUUCUAAAUGGGUGAAAAACACUUUCUAGUAUAAAGCCUACUUGCUUAAAAAGUGACCGGGGGAGUGGAUGGAAGCAAAGUGGCACCUGGACUUAACAUGUAACAUUAUGGAUUGCACAGGGCUUCCCGUCCCAGAGUGUUGCUUGUUCUUGGGUGUGUGCCUGAGCACAAUGUUUUGACUUAACUGUACAUCUAGUUAGGACAGUGAUCCCAAGGCUUACUUGCAAACGGGAAGGCAAAAGAGAUCAGCAUUUUAAUCACUGGGCCCUUCGUCUUUGUCCGUUUUCUACUCGUUUGUUUUUUCGUAGGAGUUUUCUAUGGUGAAACGGUUUCUCUCGAGCUGCAUCCAUUCUGUGCUGGCUGAAAAGGAAGGGCGAUGCAGAUUUUCAUGCAAGCAGCUUUCCCCCAUUUGAUUGAUUUAACCACGGUUUUGUCACAGGUAGAAAAUGAGGCAGUAUUAUUAAUGUGCAUGUUCACUAGCUGAUGUCGAAACUUACUGUUUUGAUCAUUUUAAACUAUGUUUUUGUACAUAUCAGAGAGGCUGAGUCUGCUUUAGGGAACGCCUGCACGCUGCAGAGGCGACGGCAAAGAGCAAGAGGAGGGGUAGAUGAUGCGUAAUUUGGUUUUUAAAAUGGGAUUAAGAAGCUGGACCCUCUUUGUUCUGCUAUUAAUUGUAUGGAGAUAAGUCAGUGCAAUGUAAUGCUUCUCAGGAUCCUAGUCUAGCUGUCCAGUGCAGCCUGAGACCUUUUAAAGAUUUGAAGGUAUUAAUGCUUUCUUUCUCAACGUGAAUAACAUCUUUUUUGAAAAUGUGUUUAGCACAAUGGUGCCACUGUCCUUGUAGUGUGAUUUCUUUGGUCAUGAAUUUCCAGGCCCUUCUAGUAAGAGGAGAAAGACACUUCCUUGGUUAACAGCCCUGUUACUGUAUACAUUGCUCUUAAAACAAAAACAAACUAACAAAAAACCAACCAAACAAACAAAAACUUGGAAUAUACCAAGAAUAGGCUGCGAUUCCAGAGGCCUUCUCCCCAUUUUACUCAGGAGAAACCAAGUACUAGAUUCCCACCAAAUAAAAGUGACCUUUUGGACCCCUUCCUAGGUACACACCCCAGAUGUGUACCAAGCAAAUGAGAAUGGAGGCCAUUGGCAAUUAAAACAUAAGCCGGGAACCAGCUUGGGGUGGACAUGCUGCUAACUGCUAACAGUUGACCUGAGCAGUCCUAACUUGUACUCGGUCUGUUAACGUUGGAUUUGAUUGACUAACAGAGUAAAUAAAACUCAGCUGUAAUAAGACACACCACAUCUGCUAUCAAAGAAAACAACCAGAAGAAAUUUUCUUUUAUUCCCCUUACAUACUCCUUAACUUCUAAACAAUUACAAUAAAUUUUAUUCAUUAAAAACUCAGAAUAUUUAAGUUAGAGGAUCUCACUUCUCCCUCCCAUGCUUUGUCUUUUAAUGGGUAUGGCCUAAGGGUGGUAAGGAGGGCGAUAAAAGGCAGGUGCCAAAAAGACUGGAGGGAAUGAGUUUUUCCAAAAGCAGAGUAAGGGGUACCAAGUAGAGGAUUGGUACCUGCCCUGGUUUGGGGUAGCGAGAAAGGAAAAUGGUGAAUGAACCCGAAGUGUUUGUGCAAAAGAAAGGUCUGGUACACUUGUGCCUAGCAGUGGUGAGAGCAUAUGAUGCACCGCCCCACAGAGCUCCCUAUGACCAGGUGCACCACGGCACCCCAGUCUGAGUAACAGGGGAAAGCAAAGACAGCUGCAUGGAAAUACCGGUUCCUUACGGGUCAGAAUAGCCAACAAGGGCACUGUGGGGGCGUUUUCUUUGCUUUUGGUUUUGUUUUGUGGGUGGGAAGUGAUGGUGGAGUCCCUAAGGGAAGCAAAGAGAUGUGGUGGGUCACCUAGGUUCUAGAAAAGGCUGGUGGUCAAACUGGGCUCUUAAAUGUAUUUUUUGCAUCAUGACUUUUGCAUGGCCCUAUAGCCAUGAUUGUAAUGCCACUUGGCUAAAGCCUUCUUGUCCAAAAUGGGAGCUCAUUUACCUCCCUGUGAAGCAUAAAAGUAACUCUUCUGUUUUCAUGUUUUCCUGCAAAGCGAAAGCAUGUGGCAGUCUUCCUCGUGUUAGAAUUAAGAUCAUAUCUGAUGUGUCUCGGACUCAUUUCCCUGCUCCCUGUAGUUGGAGAGUUGCUCCCCAUAAAUGGUAACUUGGAAUUAGUGUUUAUAAAUCCAGCUGUAACACCAAUGGGUGAAUUAGUCUACAAUCACUCCAGCCCAAACACCCACCCUUCCCUGUAUCCUUCCGUCAUCCUCCUUCUUUCCACAUCUUGCCCAAGAUGAUGCUUGCGGUCAUGCGGCAAUAACUGGACAUCAGAUACUGUCUUUUGGCAUCUGCUGAAAACUCCAAAUGCCUAAUGAUGGGGUUUUUUAAAAAUGAGCAUUUUUUACAAGUACUCUGAAUUGGAUCAGCAUUAUCAUUCAUUAUAAUGCUAGAUAUAUUUUUGAAACAACAUCCUAUAGUUGUUAUAAAACUACCCUUAUUCUUUUCUAAAGUGUUAUUGUAAAUUCAUUUGACCUUUACUGCAAAAAAAAAAAAAAAAAAAAAAAAAAACUUUUUUAUAUAGAGUAUCAAGACAAGGCUCAGUUUGUAACAAAUAGUGGACCAUUACAAAAGAGGAAAGGAAAAAGCUGGGGCUGAGCAGUGAGAAGCUUCAGUUCAAUUUCACCUCAUAUCUUUCUAAUAACUUACUUGUCACUUUAUUACCUUCCAGUAAUGUGAAUGCUGCUGACAAGACUGUCACACUAACAGCAGACAACACCCUCUCCGCCUCAGCCCCAGCUCUCCUGGCUACUUAUUGCCCUGGCCCUGAAGGGACACAAACUAAUAGUGUGCUUUCCAGUUCAGCACUUGGCCAUCAAAUAUAAAAGGAUGCGUAAUUGCCUGUUUAUCCCUUGUGGGGGGGAAAUGGAGUACAAGGGCUCGGCUUUCCCACUGAGUUCCCUGAUGUACACACACAUUCACAACUCUCCCUCUCUGUCUUUCUCCUUCCCUCUCCGUCUCUCCCUCUCUCCCUCCCCUCUUCCUCUUCCUUCUUGCUUCUCUCCCUCUCCUCCCAACACACAAGUGCGCACCCACGCGCACACACACCCACACACCUACUAAGCUACUUUGGUAAGCCCGAGGCUGCCUCUCCAAAUCCCUCUCCAGCUAUUAAAUGGACAGUAACAAGAUGACUCCUUAAAGGGUCAGUAGAGAGACCCUGUGACAGCAUUCUUUGCGUCUUUAGAAACUAAGUAUUGCAAUUCCAUGCUCACUCAUUUUAGGAGUACUGGAUGUGGCCCCCAGAAUUGGAACAAAAUGUCCCACAAGUCAGUGGCAUAAUGAGAUCACCCCACACUCUGGAAGGAAAGCAUUAUAGUAUUUUCCUUUCCCUUUGCAAAGUGCAUAUGUUGGAGACAAGUUGGUUGUGCAUGGUGGUAAAGAGCUGUUUUCGCUUUGAUCUAAAUGCACACAGGUACCUUGAAAUGAACACCUCUGCAUCCACAGUGUAAGUGACAGCUUCACUGUCGUUUUGUGAAACUGCACUGACAAUCCCAAAAAAGCGGGGGGUGGGAGAGGUGAUGGGGCUUCUUACUUUAAUCACCAAAAUAGGAACUACCCUAAAUGUAAGAGGUAAAUUCUCCACUUGGGGAGGAUUUUGAUAACUACAAGUAGAGCGCGCUUUACAGAGAAAAGUGACGAGGAGGAAGACAUGAAAAUGCUGCGUUCCGAAAUACCUUGAGCCCAAACCACCUGUAAGUAGUGGCUGCUGCUCUUGUAUAGUGGACUGUUUUGAACUGCUAAAUGGUGGUUGGAAAGUGGCUAGUUAGUGACUGAGUGAAGCCCAAGAUCGAUCUGUAGGUCCUCACGGAACCAGGGGACUCCAUGCCUCCUCCCCGCCCUCUGGCAGCGGGUCUGACAGAAGUUGUUGACCCCCGCUGUGAGCAGUCACAUGGCAAAUACAUUUGUCAACCGAAUGAGAUGUGUGCAGGUGUCAACUUUGAUGUGUACUUUUGGAGGGAGAAAAGCAGGAGACUUAGAGAUAGAAAGCUUAACAGGUUUUUGUUGACAACUUUGUGCAAAAUAAUUUCAUUAGCCAGUCUGAGGACUGGGGAGAGAAGCACUUUGAGCAAGGAUUCUUGGGGUCAGAGAAAAAGCAGUUGGCUUCAUGUUGUUUUAGUUCCUCCAGUAUGUAUAUAUUACAAUCAUUUAUCAAACAUCUUAAUAGAAUCUUAAAUGAAUUAAAAACUCAAUUGCCAAAAUUGCACAGGAUCUGCUAACUAAUAUUAGCUUUCCUCCUUGAAUUAACAGGGAUGCUUGAGGACCUUUCCAAUUUUUUUUUAAUGCUUUUUUUCCUUAAGUUUCAUUUAAAAAGGAAAAGAAUCUUUGAAAGGAAGGAAGAGCAGAAAAAGGUAUUUUAACAAAAAAUGGAGAGAAGUAGAUAGUAUAAAAAUAUAUUUCUUGAAGAGAGAGAGUAUCUAAGUGCUAUACCAAGACUUUAUAAGGCUUCUGUUGCCAAAUGUGAUGUUGAAGUAAUGCACAAAGAAGACGGCGAAUCAAUCCAUUAUUAACCGGCCCUGCCCACUUCCGCUGCGGGACCCGAGGACUGAGAGGGGACUCUAGGGAGCCCCUGGAUAUGUGGGAAAGCCCCUCUCACCUGGCCCGGCAAGUGUUUUCCAAAAGAGAGGGAGAAAACCCCAGGCCUCUUGGUAGUCCCAGUGCAAGGUGAGCUGACCCGGCGGGGUCUCAGUGGGAGCCCAGCAGCCUGCCUUUUCCACGCUGGGAGACGAGGGUUCCCCCGCCCCGCCUGAGAAUCAGUGCGGUAGCGGAGAAGCAUUGAUUCAAGAGGUAUAAUGCGCUGAGUUAAUAGGUUCACUUGAGAUGUAUAAACCAAGGUUGAUUGUUUAUUUUUUUUUUCAUCUAGUACUCAAUUUGGAGCGUUUUUGCAUGUCUCUGUACAGAGUAAUCCAUUCCUUUCAUUGCCUAUCUUAAUCUCCCCUGACUUUUUCAUUAUCUUUCCACUCCCGCCCUUUGCUCUCCUUCCGAUCUCACCGACCCCCUUAAAAAAAAUCUUUUCUGGAGCAAGAAGGUAGAACACUCCCUCCCUCAUCCCGAUUUUGAUCACUUUGGAAACAUGUGUGUGUUCUACCCUGUCCAGGGUUUACAUAACAUGAAUUAAGUGAAUGAGAUGUUCUAGUAUUAUGUAUUAACCUGAUAUGACUAUCUAAGAUUUAUAAUAUAUGGUGCACUCGCUUUCCCAUGCGAACUUUGGUUCAGCUGCCCUGCAGAGAAAUGUUACCAUUUUCCUAACAGUGCCAGUAAAAAAAAAAAAAAGAAAAAAGUGCAGGAGAGUUUAACUGUAGAUACACGGAGAUCAGAGAGUCAAGGAAGCUCAAGGAACAGGGGGAGACGUUGGUCUGAGGCCAGCUGGGCCCUUCCUCUAAGCUGGAGGCAGGUUGAGGCUCUGGGAAGGAAAGCUCUCUGUUCUCCCCUGCAGAUGAAGGGCUAGUCCUUCAAGAACUAGCAAGAUCCCUCACACAGUUGGGAGAACACAUUAACAUUCUACUUUACCCCAAGCCCACCAGUGUGUCUCCAUAACAAAAACAUUCGGCUUGACCUGCAUAUUUGACAGCAAAAGUGGCCAAAGGGAAUCGAAAUAUCUUGAGGAAAAGGAAUUUUCACCAAGAUAGGUCCUCUCCCUGCCCCAGAGUUUGGGGUCAUUGCUUUCCUCGUUUACGUUGUUCUCAUCUGCAUCGAAAUAGUCUCUUCUGCUAAAGCCUGUCACAGAGCCAAAGUCUGUGCUCCACAAGGCAGCUGCACCAAGGGAUAGGGAUGGCUCGCACCCCCCGAUGUAAUACUCGUGACGUCGGUAGUUUCAGAAAUACUGUAUGUACCUUGAAUGAGGGUUUUUUUCUGUUUUGUUUUGUUUUGCUUUGUUUUGAUUAGUAGUCUGAGGGAAUGAAAAGUUUUAUUUGCUAUUUCCUUUGUUGUAUUUUCUGUACUAUAACUGUCUACCGUAUGUCUUUUGCAUAAAAUGCAUAAGGGUUUGGGGAUGUAAAUGGAAUUUUAUUCAUAUUUUGUCCAAAUACCUCUUGUAAUUUGUAUCAGAAUUCUUGUACAAUUUUUAUAUUAAAGAUUUAUCAGUCACUAACCUC